GCGGGUGUACGCGAGCGCGAGUGGUCGCCGAUUUGCGCUAGGAGCGGCGCGGCCGCGGAGUGUGAUGCGAGCGCGCCGCCCGCCAUGGCCACGCUCGGCCUCUCCAAGGUGUUCAUUCUCGACAAGUACUUCACUGAGCUGCAGCGAUUCUGGGAGACGGAGAAGAAGCUGCAAGACGCGUCGUCGUCCAACGAGGCCGUGCACCUGCAGCGGCGCCUGCUGUGCCUGAGCUCGGACCUGGUGUCCCUGCGCAACCACCUGCUGGUGGGCGCGGGCGGCGCGGGGCCCGGCGCGGCCGCGGGGCCCGGCGCGGGCCCGGGCGCGGGGCCCGGCGCGCAGCCCGCCGUGCCGCCGCGCGCGCCGCACCUGCUGCCGCCGCCCGUGGCGCAGCCGCCCGCGCCGCCGCACCACCCGCUGCCGCCGCCGCCAGGUGCGCGUGUGCUGCUACAUUGUCACUGCCUUAUCUACUGUUGUAUACUCAUUACUAUUGGACAUGCCUUUGCUUUACAUGCAAAACUGAAAAUCAGACAGCAAAACAUUUGAUGGGCGUGGUUCGCUGGCAAAGCUCCGAACAGGGAUCUCGCAUAUGGGCCACUUGAGAGUGCGGGGAGAGCAUGCACAAGUGUCUGCUGAUGUCCGGUUGUUUGUCGACAGAGAGCCGCUGGCCGCAGCCGAAGCCGGCGGGCGGCGCGGGCGCGGCGGGCGCGGACGUGGAGGACCUCAUCCACCUGCGCGGGCCGCUCACCGAGGACGCCGUGGUGCGCGCGCUGCAGGCUCGCUUCUACCACAACAAGUUCUACACGAUGAUCGGGCCGAUCCUGGUGGCAGUGAACCCCUACACGGACGCGUGCAACGCGCUCACGCUGCGGGCGGCGCGGGCGCAGCGUCCCGAGCUGGCGCGGCUCGUGCAGGACGCCGUGCGACACCAAGCCGACACCGGCUACCCACAGGCCAUCAUCCUCUCAGGCGUGUCGGGGUCGGGCAAGACGUACGCGUCCAUGGUGCUGCUGCGGCGGCUGUUCGACGUGGCGGGCGGCGGGCCCGAGACCGACGCCUUCAAGCACCUCGCCGCCGCCUUCACCGUGCUGCGCGCGCUCGGCACCGCCGCCACGCCCGCCAACACGCACUCCAGCCGCAUCGGCCACUUCAUCGAGGUGCAGGUGACGGACGGCGCGCUGUACCGCACCAAGAUCCACUGCUACUUCCUGGACCAGACGCGCGUGGUGCGGCCGCCGCCCGCCGAGCGCAACUACCACAUCUUCUACCAGCUGCUGGCGGGGCUCACGCCCGACGAGCGCGCGCAGCUGCACCUGGAGGGCUACUCGCCGCAGGACCUCAGGUACCUCGCGUCGGCGCAACACCGACGGCCGGAACCGGAGGACGCUGCGCGGUUCCACGCGUGGAAGACAUGUCUCGUCAUCCUCGGCAUUCCGUUCCUGGACGUGGUGCGCGUGCUGGCGGCCGUGCUGCUGCUGGGCAACGUGCAGUUCGCGGAGGGCGGCGACGGCGCGGCCGAGCCCGCCAGCGAGGCGGAGCUGGCGGCGGCCGCGGCGCUGCUGGGCGUGGCGGCGCCGGCGCUGCUGCGCGGGCUGGUGUCGCGCGCGGCCCGCGGCCGGCCCGCGCGGGCCCCCGCCACCGCGCCCGCCGCCGCCGCCGCGCGCGACGCGCUGGCCAAGGCGCUGUACUGCCGCACCGUGGCCACCAUCGUGCGGCGCGCCAACUCGCUCAAGCGGCUGGGCUCGACGCUGGGCACGCUGUCGUCGGACUCCAACGAGUCGGUGCACCAGGACGCGGCGUCGCGGCGCGCGUCGUCGGCGGGCGGCAGCGGCGGCGGCCGCGGCCGGGCCGGCGCCCGCUCCAUGGCGGCGCUCAACGACGCCGUGCGCCACGCCACGGACGGCUUCGUGGGCAUCCUGGACAUGUUCGGGUUCGAGGAAGCGGCGCCGAGCCGGCUGGAGCAGCUGUGUGCCAACCUGUGCGCGGAGACGAUGCAGCACUUCUACAACACGCACGUGUUCAAGUCGUCGGCGGAGUCGUGCCGCGAGGAGGGCGUGGCCUGCGCGCUGGAGGUGGACUACGUGGACAACGUGCCGUGCAUCGACCUGGUGUCGUCGCUGCGCGGCGGCCUGCUGGCGGCGCUGGACGCCGAGUGCGCGGCGCGGGGCUCGCCCGACCAGUACGUCGCCAGGAUCAAGGCCGCGCACAGAGGGCACCCUAGACUGGCGGAGGCGCGGCCGCCGCACCCGCGUCGGUUCGCGGUGCGGCACUACGCGGGCGAGGUGUCGUACGACGCCGCAGACUUCCUCGAGGCCAACCGCGACGCCGUGCCCGACGACCUGCUCGCAGCCUUCGACAGCAGAACCUGCGAGUUUGGUUUCGCAACACAUCUAUUUGGUGCCGAACUUAAGGCUCUGGCGGCGCAGGGCGGGCCGACGGGCGGGCAGUUCCGCGCGUCGCCCACGGUGGCGGCGGCGCUGGACGCGGCGGCGGCCAGCACGCUGACGCAGGACUUCCACACGCGCCUCGACAACCUGCUGCGCACGCUGGUGCACGCGCGCCCGCACUUCGUGCGCUGCCUGCGCGCCAACAGCACCGAGACGCCCAUGCUGUUCGAGCGGCCCACCGUCGCCCGCCAGGUGCGCGCGCUGCAGAUCCUCGAGACCGCGCAGCUCAUGGCCAGCGGCUACCCGCACCGCAUGCGCUUCCGCGCCUUCAGCGGCCGCUACCGCGCGCUGUGGCGGCGCGGCGCCGAGCGCGAGUCGGGCGCCGCCUGCGCCGCCGUGCUGCGCGCCGUGCAGGCCGCCGCCGCGCCGCCCGCGCCCGCCUCGCCCGCCGCCGUGCGCUGGGCGCUCGGCAAGCGCCACGUGUUCCUCAGCGAGGGCAUGCGCCAGGUCAGUGCCGCCCCGCGCGCCCAGCCCCGCCCGCGUGGCCUACCUACUCACCGUCGCCGACGUCCGCAGGUGCUGGAGCGCAUGCGGCGAGCGCGACGCCAGGCGGCCGCCGAGUGCAUCCAGGCGGCGUGGCGGCGGCACCGCGCGCGGGCCAGCCGCGCCGCGCAACCCGCGCUGGCGCCCGCGCGGCCGCGGCCCGCGCCCAUCGCCGGCACGCCGCCGCCGGAGCCGGGCGACCCCGCGCUGGUGAAGCGCACGUGCUCGCUGUUCGGGCUGGACCUGGAGCGGCCGCCGCCGCUGCCGCCGUCGCGCGCGUACACCGUGGCGGGCGGCGUGAAGCUGGGCUACCCGCAGCAGCGCGUGGUGGGUGCGGACUGGGGCGCGGGCGCGGCGCGGCUGCGCGCGGGCGAGGCGGUGCUGGUGCUGGGCGCGGCGCGGCGCGGGCACGUGGCGGUGCAGGCGGCGGGCCGCACGCUCAGCGUGCCGCACGCGGUGCUGGCGCCGGCGCGGGCCCGCCCGCCGCCGCCGCCCGCGCCCGCGCCGCCCGACGCGCUCGCCUGACCCUGCACCCUGUAUAUACUAGUCUUAAGUAUUUAUGGUCGCCGUUUCGUCUUACGGAGACGUUCGCUUGUAUGAUUAUAGAUGUAGGUAAGAAUGCUAGUGACGGCAAAUUUUCCGACCGAUCCCACAGUAUUAUAUAUGUAC
This is a messenger RNA of Helicoverpa zea (corn earworm), 3596 nucleotides long. It is a transcript of the gene dachs, whose product is annotated as unconventional myosin-IXb. Gene Ontology annotation, cellular component: actin cytoskeleton; cytoplasm; myosin complex. Gene Ontology annotation, biological process: actin filament organization; vesicle transport along actin filament. Gene Ontology annotation, molecular function: ATP binding; actin filament binding; cytoskeletal motor activity. The record is from RefSeq and is a predicted model, not a curated record. The transcript has 8 exons. The coding region runs from base 615 to 3452 and encodes 945 amino acids. NCBI's taxonomy places the organism in Eukaryota, Metazoa, Arthropoda, Insecta, Lepidoptera, Noctuidae.